AUGAUAUACAAGGAGCAGCGCUUCAUUCGCAGCUCAGGUACCCAAAUUACAUUUGAGAAACAUACUUUCGUUGGUCGCGUCGUCCAGAACCGCAGGCGACAUGACUGUACUUCCCAAAUGCUACACGCUACAAAACCAAAGGAGUAUUGCGUUAUUGUGGACGAACACAACCGGGUGGUCGGUGCUGAGCCACGAGAUGUAACUGUGCGCAACCGGCUACUUGGUCGCGGUUCUUACGUGUUCGUCACAAACGACCUUGGCGAGCUCCUAGUUUCAAAGCGAAGCAUGAAGAAGGAUGUCUAUCCGGGCCACUGGGACGUGGUCAUAGCGGGAGUAGUACAGGCGGGAGAGGAGUACGAGGAUACGGCAGCUCGGGAGCUGUCCGAGGAAAUCGGCGUCAGUGAGGAGGGUGCUCGCGCGGGUCUACGACGGCUUUUCGUGUUUCCGUACCGGGAUGCCACCUGCCACGUGUGGGGUUGCGCCUUCACUUUCAACCAUUCCGGUGGGGAGCUGCGGCUGCAGGAGGACGAGGUGGACUGGGCCGGUUUUCGGAGCUGGGAGCAGGUGGGUCAGAUGCUUCAGAAGGAGCAGUUCACCCCCGUGGGCCGACACAUCUUAGAGCUGUACAGAGGACCUCGGGAGGGACCGCAAGGGGGCCCCCAGAAGUAG
Messenger RNA from Volvox carteri f. nagariensis, 669 nucleotides. RefSeq lists its product as uncharacterized. The transcript is spliced from 5 exons. Lineage: Eukaryota; Viridiplantae; Chlorophyta; Chlorophyceae; Chlamydomonadales; Volvocaceae. The record is from RefSeq and is a predicted model, not a curated record. The coding region runs from base 1 to 669 and encodes 222 amino acids. Gene Ontology annotation, molecular function: hydrolase activity.